Oreochromis niloticus (Nile tilapia) is the source of this 2601-nucleotide messenger RNA. RefSeq names its product interleukin-21 receptor. Gene Ontology annotation, molecular function: cytokine receptor activity; protein binding. The coding region runs from base 142 to 1491 and encodes 449 amino acids. The transcript has 8 exons. Gene Ontology annotation, cellular component: external side of plasma membrane; membrane. Gene Ontology annotation, biological process: cytokine-mediated signaling pathway. The record is from RefSeq and is a predicted model, not a curated record. NCBI's taxonomy places the organism in Eukaryota, Metazoa, Chordata, Actinopteri, Cichliformes, Cichlidae.
GUGACAAUGAUAGUGGUGAGUGACAGCUAUCUGUGUGAGAAGCCUGAGCGGUUACGCCUCUCAGUCUGCGUUUAUAACCCGCUUUACAAAAGAGUCAGGACAGUAUGACUCAAUCUUCGGGCUGAGCUGGCGUCUGGUGCGAUGGAUUGCCGUCCACCCCUGAGGAUGAAGGCGACGCUGCUGAUUGUGUUCCUGCUCAAAUCUACCAACAUCAUCAGGCUACAUGGAAGUCCGUUAGCAGGAGCGGACUACAAUCUUCACUGUGUCAAUGAUUACCUAACCACCGUCUACUGCUCUCUGAACAUCACUCCAUCAGAAAACACCUCAAACAGCAACAGCUCCUACUGGCUCAUUUUUACAGAGAGCGAAACGUACGAGUGCAUGCUGACACACACCAAAGAGAACUAUUUCUGCACAUUUAACAUAUCAGACACGGAGCCUGAUUAUGGCAAUACGUUUACAGAUUUAGAUGAAUACAAAAUCUCACUUUGCCACGACCCAAAUGAGUCUGAAACCUGUGACGUGCUAGAUGAGCAGUACCUACCUGUGGGCAACAUUAAACCAAACGCGCCGUGCUGCCUCUCGGUCAGCCACAACUCAAGUCACCACCACUUUGCUUGGAAAAGCACCUACGAGAAUUACACCAGUUUCACUGAUCUGCCCGACAACCUGGAGUACCAGCUCCAUUACUACAAGAGGGGAGAACAGAAGGUAAAAUUUCGUAAAAUUAGCACACAAAGUACGGGUAUUUCUUUCGAAGAUCAGAACUUUGAACCAGACACCGACUAUGGUGCCAGAGUACGGUCCAUUCCCAAUGCGGGUAAUUACAAAGGCGAGUGGAGUCACUGGUCUGAUGAGGCUCACUGGAGGACUAACCCUGCUGUGGAUGGUUUCUCAACGCGCACGUUCAUUUCUGAAAUGUGUAAGAAGGUGCUCAUUCCCAUCUGUGGGCUGGUGGUAUUCGUCAUAUUGAUCUGCUACGCUCCUGUUAAAAAGUGGAAGCAAAAUGUGUUUAUCCCGACUCCGGCUCCCUAUUUCCACACCCUAUACAGUGACUGCCAGGGAGAUUUCAAGAGCUGGGUGGUUACGCAAGAAAACACAGCAGACAUGCUAGAAAAAGAGGAAACGCUUCAGAUCGACACCUUGACAAAGUGUGCAGAAGUCCAGGAGGAUGACUGUCCACCCCACUUUGACCAGCACGUGAUGGAGGGCAGCUCCUACAGCAACAUAACUCCCUCAGUCUGUGAUACCACUCUCCUGGGCGUCCCGUACGCUGUGAGCACCAUGAUUCCACUCUCAGCUCAGGGGAGCCCAACGAACAGCCUGGUUCUAGACUCCCAAUUAGGGAGUCCUUCUGGAGACUCGGGCUGCUGGCUCUGCAGUGACACGUCCCUAGAAAGGGACCCUCCCUGGUACUGCAAUGAGUACUGCACCCUGAGUGCCUUCCAGCAGUCCAGUUCUGUCCUGACAGAGCACCAUGGAAGCUUGUAAAAACAAGUCUUGCCCAACAGGGAUCAACUCAGAAAGCUUGAAAGUUGUCAUGAAAAGGAACAUUUUUCCACUGGACGGAGUAGUCCACGUUAUGAUUCAGUAGCUAAUAGAACCUGUAGCAGAAAUAGCUCAUUUUAUCAGUCCUUCUCGUUGUGGGGUAAUUUUGACAUGUUCUUCUUUAUAAUGUUACUUCAGUUUAUUGUGAAUUGUGUGUAUUAAGCUAUAAACAGUCCUCUUGAGGUCCCACCACAGGAUUUCAAUCAGGCUGUGGUCUAGACUUCUGGGUCAUUGCAGCACCUUGAAUUUGUUUUUCUGUUGUUUUGUUUUUUUAAGCAGAUUUUAUGUAGCAUUUAGUUACAACAUGUUGUCCAUGUACUACUUCACAUAUGUUUUUAUCUUCUAUGCACAGUCCAAACCUGACUGGAAACAGAGUGAAAGUCUCAUUUUGUGACUCAUCCGUUUUGUUUCUGCAGCACUGAAACGCAAGAUGAACUUCUGUGUAUAUUCUACUCUUAAUAAAGAAAAUACAACAUUUUGUAGAAAGGUUUAUUAAGCCAACACAUACAUGAACAAAGCACCAUAUAACCUUAAAGUCUGAUACAGAAGUAAGCCUACCUGCCUCAGUCACUGUGGCCAUUUUUAUUUAUAGCAAACACUCUGAAUAACAAAAAGACAGCCAAGGCAGCAGAAUCUAUUGUAUAUUACAGCAUGCUGAAUAGAAAACCUGGGAAAGAGAAUUAGACAGAGCCAUCUAGAGACACUAGUGAGAUACAACAGUAUAAAAGUGCCAUUCAUUAUACAGCAGUUGAAAUACUGACAAUGAAGUAAGCUAAAUUUUACAUUAAAUUUAUGGAAAAUAAAGGAGGAAACAAAAAGAAACCGACCCUGUGAAAGAGCAAAAUAAAACAAAACGACAUUUUCUUCCUUGAAAUAUUGAUGACAGUCAGCUUGCAUGGGAGUUGACGAAACCGGUACCAAGCUGUGUCCCUUGCACGACAUAAGACAAUUAUUGUUUAAAAAGAAAUUACCAGGGUGCUGAAGCACCCAUUCCCUCCCAGCAUUAUGCGCCAACCGGCAAUUAAGAACAAAACAAAAAACUGAUAGGUCAGA